This is a messenger RNA of Protobothrops mucrosquamatus (brown spotted pit viper), 1647 nucleotides long. RefSeq names its product canopy FGF signaling regulator 3 (gene CNPY3). The record is from RefSeq and is a predicted model, not a curated record. Bases 77 to 889 code for a protein of 270 amino acids. Gene Ontology annotation, molecular function: signaling receptor binding. Gene Ontology annotation, cellular component: endomembrane system. NCBI's taxonomy places the organism in Eukaryota, Metazoa, Chordata, Lepidosauria, Squamata, Viperidae. The transcript has 6 exons.
GGAGGGCGGAUUGUGAGUAUUAGUUCGUGCGGCUGUUGUGCCUGUGGCGGCGUGGCAACCUUAAGGGAGGUCUCCGAUGGCUUCGUGGGUUCCGGGCGUCUGUGCUUUAUUGGCCUUGCUGCUAGUUCCGGCUAGACUGGGGGGAAUCGUCGCUGAUGACAGCGACUGGGUUAAACUACCCAAUAAAUGCGAAGUUUGCAAGUAUGUUGCUGUGGAACUGAAGUCUGCCUUCGAUGAAACUGGCAAGACCAAGGAGAUGAUUGAUACAAAAUAUGGCUUUCUGGAUGGCAAAGGAUCCAAAAUCAAGUACACAAAAUCGGACAUUCGACUGAUUGAAGUGAUAGAAAACAUCUGCAAGAGACUAUUGGAGUACAAUUUGCACAAAGAAAGAUCAGGAAGCAACAGAUUUGCAAAGGGUAUGUCUGAGACAUUUGAAACUCUUCAUAACUUGGUGCACAAAGGAGUAAAAGUAGUGAUGGACAUUCCAUAUGACUUAUGGAAUGAAACCUCUGCAGAAGUGGCUGAUCUUAAGAAACAGUGUGAGACAAUGGUGGAAGAAUAUGAAGAUGUGAUUGAAGAUUGGUAUAAAAACCAUCAGCAAGAAGACAUUUCCCAGUUUCUAUGUGCAAAUCACGUGUUGAAAGGAAAGGACACCAGCUGUCUGGAAGAAAUGUGGACUGGGAAGAAAGGAGACAUGGCAAAUGCGGGGCAGAAGAUCAAGAAAAAGGAAGGCAAGGCAAAAAAGCCUUCAAAGAAUAAGAAACGCCCAAAGGCUGAUCAAGAAACAGGAAAUAUGCAACCAAGCACAUUAGAGACACCUGAUCAGACUGAAAAAGAAGAUGAUGGUCAGAAAGUGGCUUCACUUUCACACAGCACAGAUGAACUGUAGGAUCUUCAGAGGCAUGUUCCAUCCACUCUUGUCUUGUGGGUUUGCAAGCUUGUAUUUGGACCACUGAGAAUUGCUUUGGCCCAUGGGAGUUGCAAGAAGAUCCAUAUUGUUCUGAAGGGGAAAUGGAGAAAUGGGCAAUGAUCAUGAUCACUUGAAACCGAAUUCUUCAGUGUUACUACACCUCAACAAAGGCAAGGUACAGGAAGCCAGCUUGUUACUUGUAUUCUUUGGUGGACAGUCAAAUUAGAAGUGCUGUGGAAGAUGCAGUUGUGGUUUGCCUUUGGAAACUGAGUUUGCUGUCCUCAUUAAUUCCCUAGACCAUCACUUUUGACUUUAUCUUGCUGGAUAACAUUGGUGAAAGAAGCAUUAGAAAUGAAAAGGAAAGCAUAAACGAAGACACUCUGAUCCAGUGGCAGUUCAUUUUCCUGCAUUAUUCCUGGAUUUGGCUGUAACCUUCAGGUCUCUAACUUGUACAUUCUAUUAGAGUAUGAGAUGCAUUUAGUACUACCCUUCCUUAUUAAACAGAACAUUGUGUUUGUUUGGGAGGAAGUGAGAAUGAAGGUUCUGUCAGGAUAAAGGGCAUUGAGUUUCUCUUUUGUUUCUUUUUUAAAGUUCUUACAGCAAGGAAUUAGUUCUGCAGCCAUUUCAAUAAGAGGAGCAUUUACAGAUGUCUUUGUUGAUGCUUCCAAACCCCCAAAAUUUGUUUGUGGACAUGCUUACCAUUUCCUGAAGUUUUUUUAAAAAAAUAAAAAUGUAGG